CCACGAGAGAGAGGACAGAUGCGAUUCCACAUGUUACAUAACAUCGAUACUGCCUUACAUUUUCUUCGGUGUAAAAACGUCAAAUUAGUCAAUAUUAGAUCAGAAGAUAUCGUGGACGGAAAUCCAAAGCUGACAUUGGGGCUCAUUUGGACGAUUAUUCUACAUUUCCAGAUAUCCGACAUAGUCAUCGGCCAAGAACCCAACGUUUCGGCAAAGGACUUCCUCCUCAGAUGGGCCAAGCGUACCACCAACAAAUAUCCCGGAGUGACCAUACAAGACUUUUCAAAAUCAUGGCGAGACGGUUUGGCAUUCUCGUCGAUCAUACACAGAAACAGGCCGGAUUUGGUAGAUUUCAGGCAGGCCAGGNAAAAAGUAAGACCUACAAAUGAUACGGCCCGGGGACCGGUGCAGACCGCGGCUAUAAUUCCUAAUCGUCACCUGCAACCUACAACUCUUGUUUCAGACGUGGACACCCAUAACCCCGACGAGAAAUCCCUCAUCACCUACAUCUCCUCCCUGCAUGAAGUAUUCCCAGAACCACCUCCCAUCCACCCUCUCUUCGACUCCGAAGCCCAACAACGCGUGCAGGAAUACCGCGAAGUCGCCUCCUCUCUCCACAUGUGGAUAAGGGAGAAGUACUCCCUAAUGAUGGACAGAUCCUUUCCGGGCACUCUGAUAGAGAUGAAGAAGAUCGCGGCCGAGUCUUCGAGGUUCUGGACGGACGAGGUGCCCCCCAGGAAGCGGGACAAGAACCACUGCGCGCAGCUGUUCAAGGGCCUAGAGAAGUAUUUCAAGAGCAUAGGGGAGGUCGAGGUGGAACCAGAGUUACACAUGGACAACAUCGAGAGGAGGUGGCAGAAACUGAUUGAGGCGUAUCAAGAGAGAGACAGGCACAUCAUGGAGGAGAUCAAGAGGUUGGAGAAGCUGCAGAGGCUUGCCGAGAAGGUUCAUAGAGAAAUCAAACAGACCGACUCGAACCUAGAUACGAUCGAACGAGCAAUAGAAAACGAAUCGAGACGCAUCGAGCGGAUCCAUCCUUUGGAAGCUAAAAAGAUCGCCGACCAAAUCGACCAAGACCUCGCUCUGACAGAGCAAAGCAUACAGUCCCUUUCCAGUGACGUGAGCACCCUGAGGCACGGAAGGUACCCCCAGGCCGGAGAUCUCGACAAGAGGGUGAACAAGCUGCAUGAGCGGUGGGUGCAUCUGCGGCAUGCUUUGCAUAAUAAGAUCGUAGGACCGCUGGCUAAUAUGAGCUUCCCUGUGGAAGAAAGAACUGUUACGAAACAUACUCGCACCGUUCAAGAAACCAGGAAUGUCGAUACCAACCCUCACUUUAGGUCGUUGCAAGAGCACAUCGAAUGGUGUAAGAAUAAGUUGUUCCACUUAAUUCGAGAAAUCAAACAGACCGACUCGAACCUAGAUACGAUCGAACGAGCAAUAGAAAACGAAUCGAGACGCAUCGAACGGAUCCAUCCUUUGGAAGCUAAAAAGAUCGCCGACCAAAUUGACCAAGACCUCGCUCUGACAGAGCAAAGCAUACAGUCCCUUUCCAGUGACGUGAGCACCCUGAGGCACGGAAGGUACCCCCAGGCCGGAGAUCUCGACAAGAGGGUGAACAAGCUGCAUGAGCGGUGGGUGCAUCUGCGGCAUGCUUUGCAUAAUAAGAUCGUUGGACCGCUGGCUAAUAUGAGCUUCCCUGUGGAAGAAAGAACUGUUACGAAACAUACUCGCACCGUUCAAGAAACCAGGAAUGUCGAUACCAACCCUCACUUUAGGUCGUUGCAAGAGCACAUCGAAUGGUGUAAGAAUAAGUUGCAUCUAAUGAGCGAAUUAGAGAAACGUGAAAUACAAUUCAGUGCCGUGUUAGAAAGAGGCGAAAAUCUGGUCCUCCAAAACCAUCCUGCUACCAAAGCCAUUGAAGCCCACAUGGCGGCUAUGAAUGCCCAAUGGGCGUGGUUAUUACAGCUCACCCACUGCCUCGAGAAGCACCUACAAAAUACCCGGAUAUACCAGCAGUUUUUUAAAGAUAUACAAACCACAGAAGAAUGGCUCAAAGAGAAAGAUGAAAUCAUGAACACGGAAUUCAGUCAAGGUGAGUUCAGCUUGGACGUCGGAGAACGACUCUUGCAAGGCAUGCAAGCCCUUCGUGAUGAACUCAACAUUUUUGGCGAUCGAGUUCAAGAACUGACCGCCAGAGCUCAAGAUAUAGUGCCUUUGAAACAAAGAAGACAACCCGUAACGAGACCCCUUACCGUCACAGCGGUGUGCAAUUACAAACAAAACAAUGAAAGCAAAAACCAAACGAGAGUCUUCAACACUCAAAUCUCAAAUCUGCAGAUCGUAUUAGAAGAAGCCGAACGUACUAUAAAUCAACGAGUCCUAUCGCCCCUACCCCGCGACAUUGACACCCUCCAACACCUUGUUCUGGAACACAAAGAGUUCGAGUCGCGACUCCAAAAUCUCGAACCUGAAAUCGAACAGGUAAAAGACACCUUCAGAUCGAUCACGCUGAAAACUCCCCAACACAAAAAAGACCUUGAAAAAGUCCUCGAUAAGUGGAAGUACAUCUGGAACACGAGCAACAUCUACAUCGAGCGCUUGAAGUGCAUCGAGAUCGUUCUGAAUGGAAUGGAGGAAGCAUCACAAGUAAUAUCCGAGUUUGAGAAUAAACUAGCCCUGUUCGAUGAACUGCCAAAUACAAAGAAGGGGUUGGAAGCUGUGCAUGAUGAUUUACUCAAGCUGGAGUCCGCGGUUGGUCAACAGCAAAUAGUCAUGGACCAGCUGAACGACGAUUUUGAUAAUACAAGGCGUUUGACUGAGAAAUCAAGGCCGAACCAAAGAGGUCCUCACUCUGACGUCGAACGGUUGGACAAGGAGGUUCAGAAGCUCAACAACAGAUGGAGUCACGUCUGCACGCAGCUUGCAGAUAGGCUUAGAGGAUGCAAGCAAGCAUACGACCUCCUGAAGAACUACGGGGAAGCCAAACAGAUCGAAGAUGCUUGGUUGGACGAGCAGUACGGAAAAUUGGACAACCUCCAGCCUAUCAAAGAGCGAGCCAAGGAGCAUUUAGAUGUCACGAGAAACUUGUUGAACAGUGUCGUAGAGCGGGCCCCGAAAAUUGAACAGGUGAACAUCAACGGAGGCAGAUUUAUCAGGGAGGGCAAGAUCUGGAGCAAGGGGGCGCAGAAGUUCCGCGAAGCCCUGCUGGAGGACCAACCAUCGUUGGACGCCGACGCAGCAUUCUGGUCGAGGAGCAGAGGCCAGCCAUCCGGAGCGGACCUGGUCGCGGACGAGUUGGAUCACUUCAACGAGAGGUACCAGUACCUGGUGGACUUCCUGUACGGGCGACUGAAGGAGAUCGCAGACAGAUGCAAACGGGAUAUUGUUACUUUGAGAUUGGUCGAACAGAUGCAACCACAACCAUUCCGAACCUUCAGAUCUGAAUUCCACAUGAGCAGUACCAGCGAACACACUUCAACAUAUACUACAACAACCCACUACAGCAAACAGUAUGUCCAAACUACAAAAACCUCUUCCAACUCUGAGAACGGCACAACCAUCAAAAUCACAGAUGAGCAGACAAAAGAUAACUGGAAAAACGAUGAAGUGGACCACAUAACUAACGGUCGUCCACCAGACAAACACACCACCCUGACUAAAAUAAUUCAAGAACCCCAAAGAUGGGACAGCUCGAUGCAAUUCACAGAAAUCAAAUCACUGAAAAGGAGCCAUAACACUCCCGAAGGAUUAGAUAUCCUCGACAUCGCCGGAAUCAUCAAUCCCUAUACGGGAGAAUUACUGACAAUACGAGAGGCCAUCGCCGAAAGAAUAUUAGACGUCAGGACCGGUAAAGUAGUUGCCUCUAUGGACGGCACCCAAAUUUCUAUAGGCGAAGCUCAAAGAGCGGGACUAGUCGAACCUAAAAUUGCAGAAAGACUGAGCAGCCCCUGUGGAAGCACUGAAGAUGGUCGUGAUCUCACACUUCUGGAGGCAAUUCAACGCGAAAUCUAUGAAGCGGAGCAAGGUUACCUAGACCCAUCUGAGAAGAGAAUGAAGCAAGCAGUCGAAGAAAAAUACAAACUGUGCGACGACACUUUGUCAAAACUCCUCAGCUGGAUAGAUGAAAUAGAAGACCGGAUCGCGAACCAAGACGUCAUCCACGAGGUGGAAGAGGAACUUCGCAAUCAAAUCAACACCAUGAAACAGAUCCGCGAUGACCUGGAACAACACUCCGGCCAGGUUUCCUACUGCGGAGACCAAGUGAGGCAACUUCUGACAGCAGGAGACGUUCUUUCCAAAAGUGAAAUUUCUGCUCUAGAAAAGAGCGGACGUAACCUCAAAACGCGUUAUGACAAAGCUGGUGAUCGCACUGAGAAACUUCUAAGAAGGUUGCUCGCUGCUAGGGAUGAACUGGCUAAGCUCAAAGGCGAGCUCAGCAUUUUUUCGACAUGGUUGAGCAAGGCGAGGAGAGUUCUGGAAGACAAGGAGAGGUCUUUGAGCGAUUUGCAGAAUCUGGAUUCUAGUACCGAUAGUACCAAGGAGUUCGUCGGAGACGUGAUAGCCCAUCAAGCGGAUCUGAGAUUCAUCACUAUGUCUGCACAGAAGUUCGUCGACGAAGGAAAGGAAUAUCUCAACAUCCUCAACGACUUCCGUACCACCCUUCCCUCACGUCUGCCUCACAUAGAACCCUACUCGUCCCAAGACUCGCCCGUACGCAGCGAAGUAUCUUUGGUCACCCAGCAAUACCGCGAUCUCCUGCAUCGUGCUAACAACCUUUCUGAUCGCCUUUCUGGUGUGGGUGGACGCCAAAGAGAGUAUUCAGACGCUCUAGACAAGGCCAAGGCUUGGCUCAGAGACGCGGAACCAAGAGCGAAACAGCUGCUGAACGACCCGAUCGCCGGAGAUCCGAAAGCGGUUGAGGAUCAGCUACAGAGCGCCAAGGCUCUGAACAACGAGUUCGUCGCUAAUGGAAGGCUGGUUGACAACGCCAAACAGGCCACCAGUUCUCUCCUCAUAUCUCUUGAGGGCCAGAUAUCUCCAUCGGAAAUAGCUCGCCUAGAGGAACCGAUCAAAACUUUGGAAAACAAAUAUACCCAACUGAGCAGCGCCAUCGCGAAUCGCUGCCAGGAUCUCGAAACAGCCCUCGUCCAAUCGCAAGGCGUCCAAGACGCCCUAGACGGCAUCAUCGACUGGUUAAAUCAGGCCGAGAACCAGUUCAAGAACAUGCAGAAACCGGCGUCGCUAAUCAAAGAACGCCUGGAAGAACAACUGAGAGACCAUCGCGCAUUCCAAGCCGACGUAGACAUCCACAUAUCCUCCAUCGACUCUAUAUACUUAUCCGCCAACGAGCUGAUAGUGUCGACUAGCAACGCGAGAGUUGCCAAGAAAAUAGAAGGAAAACUAAACGAUGUCAAGGUGAGAUUCGAGAAACUUUUCGACCGCGCUCAGAAUCGCGGGGUGUUUCUGGAAGAAACCAACCAAGACCUGAGAGUGUUUGGUAAUCAAGCAGUCAAGUUCGGAGAUUGGUACACCAGCGUAAUGGAUAUCAUAGAGUCGAAAGACAUGAGCAAGCUACCCGCAGACGAGUUUGUCAACCAGAUGAAGAAAAUCGCCGCUAAUCGGGACGAAAACCGACACAUGUACGAAGAGACCGUAAAGAUCGGCAAAGAACUCCUCAACAAGAGAGACGUCACCGAUACGGCCAGCGUGAGAGACCGCGUCAAGUUGCUUGAAACCCAGUGGAAGGAACUGGAGCAUUUACUCGAAGAAAAAGCCAGGCUAUCAAGUCUACGCGCAGAGCAUAACAAGUCGUACGAAACAUUGAGGACCCAAGUGAACGAGUGGCUCAACAAAAUGGAAUUGAAAGUCACGCGACUGGAAAUGGUCGCUGUGCAUCUGGAAACUCUAAAGAAGCAAAACGAAGAGCUCAAACCGAUUGUCAAGGAGUAUAAAGAAUACUCCUCUACCAUCGACAAAAUCAACGACAUCGGCACCAUAUACGAUAACUUAAUGAGGGCCGAUAGGCCAGAGUCGCCUACCAGGCGAAAGGCGUACAGCCCGACUAAGCGUACCUCUCCAGCUCCUGGAAAAUUGCCAUCUAGAAACGGUCGGUCACCAUCACCUACAAAAGUACUAUCACCGCUAUCUCCAGGAGGUUCUAGUGGCUUCUCCUCGCGCAGAUCCAGCCAGGACGGCUUCCAUCUCGAAGAGUUGUCACCGGUUCAACAACAAAUCUCUGAAAUAAACAACAGGUAUUCUUUGCUAGGCGCUAAAAUCAACGACAGGCAGUCCGAAAUCGACUCGGUACGCGACGAAGUCAAGAAGCAAUUGGAUAACCUCAGGAUCCUCAGCGGUUUUCUCGAUAAAGUCCAAAGACAGCUUCCCAAAGACACAGUACCCAGCACCAAAGACGAAGCUGACAAACUUAACAAACAAAUUAAACACGUGUUGGAAGAAAUGUACGAAAAGCAGUCGUUGCUGGAUUCCACCAAGAUCCAAAUAAAAGACCUGCUCAGGCGAAAGCCUGGUGCGAUUGGUUCGGAUAAUUUGAACGACGAACUUGAAGACGUUGUUUCGCAUUGGAAGAGCUUAAACGACCACUUGAAGAACCGCAUCAAAUUCAUGGAAGACAUGAAGGAGUUCCACGAUAUCCAUGAUUCUUUGACCUCGUGGUUGGGUGCUAAGGAUAGGAUGCUAACCGUUUUAGGACCAAUUUCCAGUGACUCUCGCAUGGUGCAGUCACAGGUACAGCAGGUGCAAGUGCUUCGCGAGGAGUUCCGCACUCAACAGCCUCAGUUGCAGCAUCUCAUCGACGUCGGCGAUGACGUCUUAGGAUACCUGGACCUCAAAUCUCCUGAUCACCAGAGGAUUAACUCGAAGCUUGCCGCCGUUCAACAAAAGUGGGCGGACCUACUAGGCAAAUUGGAGGAACGUGCAGAUUCACUCGGCGCGGCAGCAGACACCAGCAGAGAAUUCGACGCUCAACUCACGCGACUAAGAGACGCGUUACAAGGAAUAUCCGACAACUUGGAUGAACUACCAUUAGACAAAGACCCCGAAGAACAACUACGUAAAGUGGAGAAUCUCGAACGACAGCUGGAGGGACAACGCCCUCUGUUAACCGAUUUGGAAGCUAACGGAGCACAGCUCUGCGACGUGCUGAGUGAUCCUGCUUCCAGAGCCGAUAUUCAAGCCAAACUGGUAUCGGUUGGAAGACAAUACAAUGCUCUGCAAAGAAAACUGGACCACAAGAAGGCCGAGAUUGAAGGAUCUAUCAGAGAUGGGCGCCAGUUCGAAGAGUCUUGCGCCAAGACACUAGGAUGGUUAUCGGACGAGCUUGGAUCAUUAUCAGAAAAAUUCCUAAUAUCAGCCAACAGAGAUGUACUGGAACAACAAGUCGCGCAGCACGAACCCAUCUACAGGGACGUGCUCGCUAGAGAACACGAAGUCAUCAUGCUUCUGAACAAGGGCAGAGAUGUUCUAAGUAGGAAUAAUAGAGCCGAUACGAGAUCUCUGCAGAGAGACCUGGACAAGAUCAACCAGAACUGGGAGAAGCUGCGCAAAGAAACUUUGGAGAGGCACACCAGGUUGCAAACCUGCAAAGAGCACUGCCGCAAGUACUACAAGGCUUUGGAAACCUUCCUGCCUUGGCUAAGACAGGCCGAGGAUAAGCUGGACACUCUCAAGCCUUCCUCGUUCCAACGUAAACACAUCGAGAAGCAGCUGAAGGAGCUGCAAACUUUCCGAAACGAAGUGUGGAAGAAGUCCGGAGAUUACGAAAACACCAAGUCUCUAGGGGAUUCCUUCUUGAGCGCUUGCGAUAUAGACAAAGAUGACGUCAAGAACGAACUCGCUGAUCUUAAAGAUAGAUGGGAUAGGCUUAACAAUGACUUGAUUCUGAGAACCCAAGCUCUCGAAGACCAAUCAAGAAAACUAGCAAACUUUGGCGAGAAUUUGAGAGACCUUCAACACAGCUUGGAGCGGUGCGAAGACAAAUUGGCGUCACACGACGCACUUGGAGGAGCAGCCCGAGAUCCAAAGUUGCUCGAGAGGAUAAAAGCACUCAGAGAAGAGACGGCCAAGCUGAAGAAACCGCUGCAAGUCGUUCGUCAACAGGCUGACGAUCUGUGCAAUGAAGCUGGAGAGAACGGCAUCGACGCGGUACACCUUAAAGAUGAAGUUGACGGUUUGGGAGAUCGUAUUGACGAGCUAGCCAGCAAACUCGAUGACCGUUGCUCGGACUUACAAUCAGCUGCUACUGCGGUGACUCAGUUCAAUGAUCAAGUGAAGGGCAUUUCCCAAGACCUUUCUGCUUUGGAGUCUGAGUUGGACAACAUGAGACCACCCGGUAGAGACGUUAAGACUGUACGUGGACAAAUUGAUGACGUCAACAAAUUCAUCGGAAAAAUCAACAAAGCCACUGACGACUUGACUGAUGCCAUUCAAUCCGGCGAGAGGCUUGUAGACAGCGGAUUUGCUCCGGAUACGGCCCAAACAAGACAACAGGUAGACACGCUCAAGAAAUUACUUGGUAAGUUAGAUGACCGUGCACUCAAUAGAGAAAAAGAACUCGAUGGAGCUUUGAAGAAGCUAGAAGGGUUUUACAUUACCCACGCAAACGCUAUAGAUGGCAUACAAAAUGCCGCAUCAGAACUUCGUAAACUCAAGCCAGUCGCUUCCGAGGUCGACACUAUUAGAGCACAACAAAAAGACUUUAAGAAGUUUACUGCCGGCUUCAUUGAACCUUUGGGUAGACAAAUCGAUGAGGUCAACAAAGUGGGUCAGGGACUCAUCCAGUCUGCAGCCCCAGGCAUCAACACUACCGCUCUCGAGAAGGACCUGGAGAAAAUGAACGGGCUGUGGAACGAUCUCAAAGAAAAAAUUAAUGACAGAGAGAGAAGGCUAGAUAUCGGCUUGCUGCAGUCAGGCAAGUUCCAAGAAGCUCUGGACGGUCUAGCCAAAUGGUUAACUGACACUGAAGAGUUGGUUGCGAAUCAAAAACCACCAUCAGCAGACUACAAGGUGGUCAAGGCCCAACUGCAAGAGCAGAAGUUCUUGAAGAAGAUGUUACUCGACAGGCAAAACUCUAUGACAUCGCUAUUUAACAUGGGCAACGAUAUUGCUAAAGAAGCAGAACCUGCAGAACGUAAAGCCAUCGAAAAACAACUGAAGGACCUAAUAGGUCGCUUCGAUGCACUCACAGAAGGGGCACAGCAACGUACCUUGGACUUGGAACAAGCCAUGCGGGUUGCCAAAGAGUUCCAGGACAAGUUGAUUCCCUUACAGGAUUGGCUGGACCGCUCAGAGAAAAAAGUCAAGGACAUGGAGCUCGUACCAACAGAUGAAGAAAAGAUUCAACAAAGAAUACGGGAACACGACGCUCUACACAACGACAUAUUGGAUAAGAAACCAGACUUCAAAGAACUCACCGAAAUCGCGUCAAAUCUGAUGUCUCUAGUCGGAGAUGAUGAAGCCGCAGGGCUAGCCGACAAGCUACAAGAAGCCACCGACAGGUAUGGCAUCCUAGUGGAAGCCAGCGAGAACAUAGGUCAGCUGCUAACAGCCUCUAGGCAAGGUCUUAGACAUCUCGUCUUGACCUACCAAGAUUUGGCCGUCUGGAUGGAUCAGAUGGAGCAAAGGCUUGCGAGAUACAAGAUUCUAGCUGUGCACAACGAGAAGCUACUUGAGCAGAUGGACGACUUGACAAACUUGUCCGAAGACAUAGCUGGUCGACAAACUGACAUAGACGGCACCGUAGAUGCUGGGGUUGAACUUAUGAGACACAUUUCCUCGGACGAGGCUUUGCAGCUUAAAGAUAAGCUGGAUUCCUUGCAGCGCAGAUACAACGACCUCACGACUAAAGCGGCAGAGCUGCUCAAACAAGCAGAAACGAUGCUACCGCUGGUUCAGAAGUUCCACGUCAACCACAACCGAUUAGUAGAUUGGAUGCAGGGCGCGGAGUCGAUUCUGCAGUCCGCCGAACCGUACGAAGGAGAUAUCGCCCGACUAGAAGUAGAUCUUCAGGAACUGAGACCUGUACUGGAGUCCGUAAACAUUCUGGGACCGCAGUUGUGCCAAGCUAGCCCGGGAGAGGGCGCUGCGACAAUCGAAGGCCUGGUUACGAGAGACAACAGGCGCUUUGACGCCAUCGCUGAGCAAAUACAAAGGCGGGCCGAAAGAAUCCACCUGGGUAAGCAGAGAGCGCUUGAAGUCACGGGAGAUAUCGACGAGCUACUGGAAUGGUUCAGGGAAGUCGACGGUCAGCUAAGAGACGCCGAAAAACCCUCUGCGGAGCCAGAUCUGAUCAGGAUUCAACUAAAAGAGCACAAAGCGCUCAACGACGACAUCUCCAGCCAAAAAGGCAGGGUGCGUGACGUGCUCUCAACUGCCAAGAAAGUCUUGCGGGAGACCCCGCCAAGCGACGAUACUUCAUUCAUCCGCGAGAAAAUGGAUGACCUUCGUGAAGCCAUGGACAUCGUUUCUGGUUUGAGCUCGGACAGAUUGGGAGUGUUGGAACAAGCCCUGCCACUAGCUGAACAUUUCCACGAAACGCACAACGUGCUAGCCACAUGGUUGGCAGACAUGGAGGAGCAGGUGUCCAUGCUCACCAUGCCGGCGUUGAGGCCUGACAUCAUAGCGCAGCAGCAGGACCGAAACGAGAUGUUCCUCCAGUCAAUCAACGAGCACAAACCUCUCGUCGACAAGCUCAAUAAAACGGGAGAGGCACUCAUCAGGCUAUGCAAUGAAGACGACGGAAGCAAAGUGCAGGAGUUGCUAGAUAGCGACAACGCCAGGUAUGGAGCGCUCAGGUUAGAACUCCGUGAGCGACAACAGGCCCUGGAGCAAGCCCUACAAGAGAGCUCCAAGUUUUCAGAUAAGCUCGAGGGGAUGUUACGAGCCCUUUCCAACACAGCUGAUCAAGUUAACCACCUAGAACCUGUUUCCGCUCACGUUCCUAAAAUUAAGGAUCAGAUAGAGGACAACGACAACCUUGCUGGUGAUCUGGAUAAGAGGAAGGAAGCGUACGCGGCUGUUAAACGUGCUGCAGACGACGUCAUCAGCAAAGCGGGCAACAAAGCCGAUCCCGCCAUCAAAGAUAUCAAACGAAAGCUCGACAAACUGAAAAAUCUCUGGGAUGAUGUACAGAAAGCUACUCAGGAUCGCGGAAGGUCCUUGGACGAUGCGUUGGAUGCCGCCCAGAAAUUCUGGAAGGAGCUCCACGCCAUUAUGGUCACUCUCAAGGAUCUUGAAGAUUCUUUGGUAUCGCAGGAACCUCCGGCUGUCGAGCCGAAAGCGAUACAAGAACAGCAGGUGGCUCUGCAGGAGAUCAGGCAAGAAAUAGAUCAAACCAAGCCGGAUGUGGAUAAAGUGAGGAGUUCCGGAGAAAAACUAAUGAAACUAUGCGGAGAGCCUGACAAGCCUGAAGUCAAAAAGCAUAUUGAAGAUUUGGACAAUGCCUGGGAUAACAUUACUGCUCUGUAUGCGAAGCGCGAGGAGAACCUCAUUGAUGCCAUGGAAAAAGCAAUGGAAUUCCACGAAACCUUAGAGAAUCUUCUCGAGUUCUUGGAUAAAGCUGAAAGAAAAUUCGAAAAAUUGGGUCCACUCGGAACUGAUAUUGAUGCUGUGAAGAAACAGAUCAACCAACUCAAGAACUUCAAGGAUGAAGUUGAUCCUCAUAUGGUAAAGGUUGAGGCUCUCAACAGACAAGCUCAAGAACUCACGGAACGCACAUCGGCCGAUCAGGCAGCCUCGAUCAAAGAACCGCUGUCAGCUGUCAACAAACGAUGGGACGACCUACUGCGAGGCAUUGUGGAGAGACAACGGUCUCUGGAAAAUGCCCUCCUGCGUCUCGGACAAUUCCAACAUGCUCUCAACGAGCUACUGGUUUGGAUUGGUAAGACCGAUAAAACAUUGGACGAGUUGAAACCCGUGGCUGGCGAUCCUCAGAUUCUGGAAGUCGAGUUGGCUAAAUUGAAGGUACUCAUCAAUGACAUACAAGCUCACCAAACUAGCGUCGAUACGCUCAACGACGCUGGUAGGCAGAUAAUAGAGAGUGGAGCUGACGAAGCGAGCGCCACCCAAGAAAAACUAAACACCUUGAACGUCCAAUGGCGCUCCCUUAUGCAAAAGGCUGCGGACCGGCAGCGAGAACUCGAAGAUGCUCUGAACGACGCCCAAAGAUUCAACGCCGAAAUCCAAGACCUCCUCUCCUGGUUGGGAGAUGUAGACAGCAUCAUCACGGCCAGCAAACCGGUCGGCGGCCUUCCAGAAACCGCCUCUGAACAACUAGAACGCUUCAUGGAAAUAUACAACGAAAUCGAGGACAACAGACCUAAAGUUGAGACCAUCCUCUCUCAGGGACAAGAAUAUUUGAAGAAGGCCACCACGCCAGCUUCAAACUUACAGCAUAAUCUCCGCAUGCUCAAGCAGCGCUGGGAUAACGUCACCUCUAGAGCUAACGAUAAGAAAAUCAAACUGGAAAUUGCCCUCAAGGAAGCCACGGAGUUCCACGAGUCUUUGGAGGCAUUCGUGGACUGGCUGACGAACGCGGAGAAGAUUCUUACCAACUUGAAGCCGGUGUCCAGGGUCAUGGAAACGAUCCAGGGUCAGAUAGAGGAGCACAAGGUGUUCCAGAAAGACGUCAGCGCUCACCGCGAGAUAAUGCUCGCCCUGGACAAGAAAGGAACGCAUCUGAAGUACUUCAGUCAAAAACAAGACGUUAUUCUGAUCAAGAAUCUGUUGAUCAGCGUCCAGCACAGGUGGGAGCGUGUUGCCUCGAAAUCGGCAGAGCGUACGCGUGCUCUGGAUCUAGGUUUCAAGGAAGCUAGGGAGUUCCACGACGCUUGGGCCGGACUGAUGACUUGGCUAGACGACACAGAACACGCGUUGGAUGAAUUCCUAGCCGAGGCGAUUGGCAACGAUCCCGAUAAGAUCAAGAGUAGGCUAACGAAACACCAAGACUUCCAGAAAGCUCUAUCCGGCAAACAGGGUACCUACGACGGCGUGAUGAAAGCCGGGAAACAAUUGAAAGACAAAGCACCCAAAGCGGACGAGCCUACUUUGAAAAACAUGCUGUCAGAACUGAAGAGCAAGUGGAAUUCAGUCUGCCACAAGAGCGUCGAGAGGCAGAGAAAGCUAGAAGAGGCCUUGCUGUAUUCUGGGCAAUUCAAAGACGCCAUCGCGGCUCUGGUGCAAUGGCUGCAAAAGGCAGAAAAGGAGCUAGCAGAAGACAAUCUAGUUCACGGCGAUCUUGAUACGGUGACUCACCUAGUGGACUUGCACCGGCAGUUCGAGAAGGAAUUGGAAAAACGUAAUGAUCAAAUGGAAUCGGUCAUGCGUAAUGGACAAGAAUUGGAACGCACAGCCAACAAAGCUGACUCGAUACAAAUACGAGCGGAAUUGAACGAGCUCACCGAGCUCUGGGAAACCGUCACUAGCCUGACCAGGGCCAAGUCUGACAGACUCCGAGAAGCUUUGAAAGAAGCAGAGCGGCUACACCGUUCCGUCAAUAUGAUCCUAGACUGGCUGUCAGAAGCCGAGAUGAAGCUUCGUUUCGUUGGUAACACCCCUGAAGACGAAGCGACAGCCUACGAACAGCUACGCGCCCUGGACGAAUUCAGAGCCCAACUCGGCGAGAAAGAAAUCGAGAAGGAUCAAACUCUACUACUGGCACAGAAUAUCCUGGCCAAGGCCCAUCACGACUCCAUCAACGUCAUCAAGAGCUGGAUCAAGGUGAUUCAGACCAGGUGGGAAGAGGUUUCCCAGUGGGCUUUGCAGAGGCAUCAGAAGCUAUCGCAGCACAUGCAGUCCUUGCGCGAUAUGGAUGAAUCUCUGGAAGAGCUCAUCCAGUGGUUGCUGGGAUUGGAGAAUACGCUGAUCGCCCUCAAGCGAGAAGAGCUGCCAAUGGAUAUUCCAGCAACGGAACAGCUCAUUUCAGAUCACAAAGAGUUCAUGGAGAAUACGCAAAAGAGGCAGAUUGAGGUCGACAGGGUAUGUAAAGCGAAACAAGUCAAGACUGUCCAAGCCGUCAAAGACCCCAAGAAGUUUGCCAAAGGAAAGGGCCAAAUCCGUCCAGGAGCAGGACGAGACCUCAGUCCGGACCCACAAUUACCCCACAUUGGUCCAAGGUUCCCACCUGCUGGAAGUGAACCGGAAUUCCGCACACCGAGAGUUAAAUUCCUCUACGACAAGUGGCGCCACGUUUGGAUGCUGUCGUGGGAGAGACAAAGAGAACUGUAUGACCAUCUGGCUUAUCUGAAGGAGAAGGAGAAGGCAGACAACUUCUCGUGGGACGACUGGAGAAAGAGGUUCCUCAAGUUCAUGAACUACAAGAAGUCCAGGCUCACGGAUCUGUUUAGGAAGAUGGACAAGGACAAUAACGAGCUGAUUCCGAGAGAUGACUUCAUCGAGGGCAUCAUCAAAACUAAAUUCGACACCUCUCGCCUGGAGAUGAAACAUGUUGCCGAUAUGUUCGACGAAAACAACAGAGGACUGAUUGACUGGAAGAAAUUCAUUGCGGCACUAAGGCCGGAUUGGGAAGAGAAAACUCCUGAUAAUGAUGCCCAGAAAAUCCAUGACGAGGUCAAGAGAUUAGUUAUGCUGUGUACUUGCCGACAGAAGUUUAGAGUUUUCCAAGUUGGAGAAGGAAAAUAUAGGUUUGGAGAAAGUCAAAAACUACGACUAGUACGUAUUCUCCGAAGUACCGUUAUGGUACGUGUCGGAGGUGGUUGGGUAGCUUUGGAUGAGUUCCUAGUAAAGAAUGACCCCUGCAGAGCCAAAGGACGCACAAACAUAGAGCUGCGCGAGCAAUUCAUCCUAGCUGACGGUGUGUCGCAAACUAUGACAGCGUUCAAACCCAAAACUUCGGCAUCUAGUCCCGCCUCAGGUUCCUCUGCCUCUUCACUGCGCACAACCCAAGGGCCAAUCUAUAAGGUUCGAGAGAGGUCCCAGCGAUCCAUGCCGAUGGGAAGUCAACCCCGCACCUCGAAAUCCUCCCUUUCAGUCGGUACACCCGAUUCCCUCUCUGAUAAUGAGAGUUCUACAUUCCGCACCCCCAGGAAACCGUCCUAUAGGUCUACGCUGACUCCAGGAGGAUCCAGGAAUAACUCAAGACCUGCUUCGAGAACAGGCAGCAGACCUGGAAGCAAACCGCCGUCUAGGCACGGAUCGAAUCUUUCUUUAGAUAGUACAGAUGACUCCACACCCUCAAGAAUACCAAGGAGAACCCCCGUCUCGGGUCGUAGUGCUACAACCCUAUCCGCCACAACGAGAAAAAAUAUUAACGGAUCUACUUCAAGGCCACGAACCCCUACUGGUCUGAUAUCACCCGCCAGUCCUGCCACAAGAUCAUCAGGAAUAUCCAGAGCAUCAAGCAUUCCCACAUUAACAGGAAUUUCGUCCGCACCAAGGUCUCGCAUCCCUCUGUAUAAGGGAAAAAGUGAGGACACAGAUCCUGAUUCUACAUCGAGUUCAUGCUCUGUCUCUUUAUCUUCUGGAACGAAAUCUUCUGGCAGCAAGUCCAGCAAAUCGAAAAUUCCUGUUCUGAAUAGGAGUGCGAGUUCAAGCAAAGUGAAGCAAGUGACAAUUGGUGUCGCUCCUACGUUGCGGACAGCUUCUAGAACGAGAACCCCCUCCGGAUCAAAUACACCCGUGCAUCCGGAUCAACAGACGGCAGUUUCAAAGCUGUUGCGAAGACCUUCUGGUGCUUCCGACACCCCCACAGGCCAAGCCCGGAAAAAACGGACCUCCCUGUCUGAAAGGGAGCCUUUUAGGUUAUAAUAGAUAGGUAUCUAACUUAUUCCAAAACUUACAUUGACUGACAUAUGUACGUUAUAGCUUGUUUAUGGAAAAAUGUUCAUAUUUUUGUAUAAAAGUUAUUUAUUGCCCGGGGGUGUCUUUCGUCUUGUGAAAAUCGCCAGUUUCGCCAGACGGAGUAUCUUCGGUCGCUGCAGUUUGUCUAUAAUUCGAAAUGUUAACCGCACCACUUUUAGGAGAUAAGCGAAAAUCAAGAAAUUGUAUGUAUAAUUUUUUCGUGAUUCCACUCCCUUUUAUUGUAUGUAUUCUAUUCAUUUUUGUAAAUUAGUUGCCAUAUAUACAACAAAAUGAAUAUUUUUAUUUAUUGUGAUUGUGUUGAUUUUAUAUUCAUUUUUGUUUCGAUUUUUUACAGAAAAACUUGUCUGUAUAUUGGCUAAAGGGACCAUUUUUUCAUUUUCAUUAUUUAGAUUUUACUAAUUUUGUCUAACAUGCUUUAUUCAAUAUAUAUAUAGUGUUAUGAUAUUACUGUUUUUUAUACAUUUUUGGCUAGACCCUUGCUACAAUUAGCAAUAUAAACAAGUGUGAUUAUUAUUACUAUUACCAGUUGUUGAUGUUUGCCUCUUAUAAUCGCCAGUAUAAUAGGUAGACGAAAAAUAACUUAUUUAUGUAUUGCUUUUGUAUUAUUUAACUCUAUGAUCAUUGUUAUUGAAUAAAAACUAAAUUUAUUAAU
Molecule: messenger RNA, 16483 nt
Organism: Leptinotarsa decemlineata (Colorado potato beetle)
Lineage: Eukaryota; Metazoa; Arthropoda; Insecta; Coleoptera; Chrysomelidae
Gene: shot
Product: dystonin-like protein short stop
Biological process (GO): cytoplasmic microtubule organization; intermediate filament cytoskeleton organization; wound healing
Cellular component (GO): cytoskeleton; intermediate filament; membrane
Molecular function (GO): structural molecule activity; calcium ion binding; microtubule binding
Source: RefSeq, a predicted model, not a curated record